Molecule: messenger RNA, 285 nt
Organism: Ichthyophthirius multifiliis
Lineage: Eukaryota; Ciliophora; Oligohymenophorea; Hymenostomatida
Exons: 2
Biological process (GO): ubiquitin-dependent protein catabolic process via the N-end rule pathway; protein ubiquitination
Cellular component (GO): ubiquitin ligase complex; cytoplasm
Molecular function (GO): zinc ion binding; ubiquitin protein ligase activity
Source: RefSeq, a predicted model, not a curated record
AUGGACCCCACAUGCAUUAUUUGUUAGGAAUGUUUCGAAAAAGGGAACCAUAUAGGUCAUAGAACUAUUUUAUAAAAAGGAUGUUCCGGAUGCUGUGAUUGUGGGGAUGUUGAAGCGUGGAAAAAGGAAGGUUUCUGUUAAAAUCAUUAAGGUUUUUUAAACGAAAGUCAGAUUUCGGUCGAGUAAAUAGACGAAGGGGUUAGAGAGAGAAUAAAAGAGGGUUUUUUAGAAAAGCCUAAUAAGAAGAAAGAAAGUGCUUCUGUAGUAUUAUGGAAAUGCUUUUGA